Messenger RNA from Ostrea edulis (European flat oyster), 1934 nucleotides. Its product is annotated as T-complex protein 1 subunit gamma-like. Gene Ontology annotation, biological process: protein folding. Gene Ontology annotation, cellular component: chaperonin-containing T-complex. Gene Ontology annotation, molecular function: ATP-dependent protein folding chaperone; ATP hydrolysis activity; ATP binding. The transcript is spliced from 17 exons. Lineage: Eukaryota; Metazoa; Mollusca; Bivalvia; Ostreida; Ostreidae. The record is from RefSeq and is a predicted model, not a curated record. Bases 62 to 1717 code for a protein of 551 amino acids.
AUUCCAUUUCAAUUAAUGAAAUAGGUGGCGCAGCAUUACAAACUUCCUGUAAACAGCAAGCAUGAUCGGGGGACCUGGAUCUAUCAUUGUUCUUAAUCAGAACACUAAGCGCGAAUCUGGCCGUAAGGUCCAAGUAGGAAACAUUGCGGCAGGCAAGGCCAUUGCAGAUAUCAUUAGAACAUGUCUGGGACCAAGAUCCAUGUUGAAGAUGCUUAUGGACCCGAUGGGAGGGAUUGUGAUGACAAACGAUGGCAAUGCUAUUCUUAGGGAGAUCAAUGUACAGCAUCCUGCAGCAAAGUCAAUGAUAGAAGUUGCCCGCACACAGGACGAAGAAGUGGGAGAUGGCACAACAUCCGUCAUUAUACUGGGUGGGGAGAUGCUGUCUGUGGCUGAGCCCUUCCUACAACAACAGAUGCACCCCACGGUGAUCAUCAGCGCUUUCAGACAAGCCCUGGAGGAUCUAGUGGAAAUUCUCCGCGAGAAAAUCAGUGUUCCAGUGGACAUCAAAAAUAGAGACGAAAUGAUGAAGAUUGUCAAAAGCUGUGUAGGGACCAAGUUCAUCAGCAAGUGGUCCAAUUUGGCAUGUGAAAUCGCAUUAAAAGCUACGUCUACAGUACUGUUAGAAGAAAAUGGGAGGAGAGAAAUUGAUAUCAAGAGAUAUGCCAAAGUAGAAAAGAUCCCCGGUGGUACUAUAGAAGAUUCCAAAGUAUUGACCGGAGUCAUGCUCAACAAAGACAUCGUUCAUCCGAAAAUGAAGAGGAGGAUCGAGAACCCUAGAAUACUGUUACUGGAUUGUAACCUUGAAUACAAAAAAGGAGAAAGUCAGACUAACAUUGAAAUUACGAAGGAGGAAGAUUUUGCUAAAAUUUUACAAAUGGAAGAGGAAUAUGUAAAGAAGAUCUGUGAGGAAGUGAUUGCUGUCAAACCAGACUUGGUCAUAACUGAGAAAGGUGUAUCCGAUCUCGCUCAGCACUUCCUAGUAAAGGCUGGCAUCAGCUGCAUCCGCAGAGUGCGAAAGUCUGACAACAACAGAAUAGCCAGGGCCUGUGGAGGAACCAUUGUUAAUAGAACUGAUGAGAUACGGGAGGAUGAUGUAGGAACUGAGUGUGGCCUUUUCUACAUUGAGAAGUUUGGUGAUGAGUAUUUCACAUUCUUAGUGGAAUGUAAAGAUCCCAAAGCUUGCACAAUCCUGCUUCGUGGCGCCAGUAAAGACAUCCUUAACGAGGUGGAGAGAAAUCUACAGGACGCCAUGAAUGUCUGUAGGAACGUUAUGUUGGAGCCAUACUUAGUACCUGGGGGUGGGGCAGCAGAAAUGGCAUUAUCUCAGGCUUUGAAUGAAAAAGCCAAGAGUAUUACUGGGGUCCAUCAAUGGCCAUACAGAGCUGUCAGUCGAGCCCUGGAGGUCAUCCCCAAAACUCUGAUCCAGAACUGUGGAGCAAGCACAAUCAGGACUCUGACCGCCCUCCGAGCGAAGCAUGCCACCGCUGGUAACUCUAGCUGGGGCGUGGACGGAGAGACAGGCAAGGUGGUGGACAUGAAGGACUACGGAAUCUGGGAAGCAUUUGCCGUCAAAGUCCAGACGUACAAAACUGCAAUUGAGACUGCAAUAUUACUUCUGAGGAUUGAUGACAUCGUGUCGGGGGUGAAGAAGCAAGGAGAUGUUGGGGGAGCCCCGGGAGGAGGUGCCCCUCCAGGAGCCCCCGAGGGACCAGAAUAGACACCUGCGAUUAACAGCUGGAUUUUUACACUCAGCAUAGCAAUGUGUUCACACUCCCUCUGCUAUCAGUCCCGUCAUAUUGAACAAAAUUUUGUGAAGCUUGAUAUGUUAAAAAGACUUAAGUUUUUGUCUGUGAAGGCAAUCUGAUGGAUUUUGUACUUGAUAUUUAUCUAAAACUAUGUAUAGUGAUCUGGAAAUAAAUCCUACAUGAAAUGAU